Molecule: messenger RNA, 1347 nt
Organism: Microtus ochrogaster (prairie vole)
Lineage: Eukaryota; Metazoa; Chordata; Mammalia; Rodentia; Cricetidae
Gene: Vegfb
Product: vascular endothelial growth factor B
Biological process (GO): positive regulation of protein phosphorylation; positive regulation of endothelial cell proliferation; vascular endothelial growth factor receptor signaling pathway
Cellular component (GO): membrane
Molecular function (GO): chemoattractant activity; heparin binding; growth factor activity
Source: RefSeq, a predicted model, not a curated record
GGUCACAUGAGCCUCCAGCCCGCCAGCCCCGGCCAGGCCCCCUGCCACCCCCGUCGUCCCCGCCGCCCGCCGUCCCCGCCACCGCCACCGGCCGUCUGCCCGUUCCGCUCCUCCAGCCGCCGCCGCGGCGUUGCGCUGCGCUGCCUGCGCCCAGGGCUCGGGAGGGGGCCGCGGAGGAGCCGCCCCCCGCGCCGGGCCCCGGGUCCCCGCGCCCGGGCCCGCGCCAUGGGGCUCUGGCUGCCGCCGCCCCCCGCGCCGCCGGGCUAGGGCUAUGUGGGACUCCCAGGCGCGCGGCCCCCGCGGGCACCAUGAGCCCCCUGCUCCGCAGCCUGCUGCUCGCUGCACUGCUGCAGCUGGCCCUCACCCAGGCUCCUGUGUCCCAGUUUGAUGGCUCCAGCCACCAGAAGAAAGUGGUGUCGUGGAUAGAUGUUUAUGCGCGUGCCACAUGCCAGCCCAGGGAGGUGGUGGUGCCUCUGAGUAUGGAGCUCAUGGGCAAUGUGGUCAAACAACUAGUGCCCAGCUGCGUGACUGUGCAGCGCUGUGGUGGCUGCUGCCCUGACGACGGCCUGGAAUGUGUGCCCAUUGGGCAACACCAAGUCCGAAUGCAGAUCCUCAUGAUCCAGUACCCGAGCAGUCAGCUGGGGGAGAUGUCCCUGGAAGAACACAGCCAAUGUGAAUGCAGACCAAAAAAAAAGGAGAGUGCUGUGAAGCCAGAUAGGGCUGCCAUACCCCACCACCGUCCCCAGCCCCGCUCUGUUCCGGGCUGGGACUCUGCCCCGGGAGCACCCUCCCCAGCUGACAUCAUCCAUCCCACUCCAGCCCCAGGACCCUCUGCCCACGUUGUACCCAGCGCCGUCAGCGCCCUGACCCCCGGACCUGCCGCUGCCGCUGCCGACGCCGCAGCCUCCUCCGUUGCCAAGGGCGGGGCUUAGAGCUCAACCCAGACACCUGCAGGUGCCGGAAGCCUCGAAAAUGACGAGUGGCUUUUCAGACUCCACAGGGCCAUUUGCUUCACAGGCCUCAUCCUAGUGGGAGAAGACAGGAGCAUAGAAGAACCAACUCAGACUGGGAGGAAGCGGCCCCAGGACAUGGACCCUUUAGAGAGCUCUCCUGCCAUCCUUUGUCUCCUAGCACUGCCAUCUGACAGUUGGCAAGGGACCUAUAUCUCCCCUUAGGGGGAACAGGGUACUAGCUCAGCUAACAUCCUGGGCUAAUGAGCAUCUUCUGGUUGCUCUGCUUCCCCUCACUAUGAAGACCCUAACUAAGCCUCUGCAAACGUGGGAUUUGGGCUCUGUUACAAUAACUCUGACACCGCCCCCUCAAUCCUGAUAAAAAAUAUGGAAGACA